AUGGCACCCAUCAAGCUCAGCAGCAAGAACCUGCCGCAGAUUGCGGCAGCCGGCCAAGGCGCCACCCAGAUUUCCAUUCCCACAUACGAGCGCAAUGGCGCUGUCAAGGAGGGCAUCGUGCACAUCGGCGUGGGCGGUUUCCAUCGCGCCCAUCUGGCCGUGUACAUCGACCAGCUGAUGCAGAAGCACGGGCUGACCGACUUUGCCAUCUGCGGUGUCGGCCUGCAGCCGUUUGACGCGGCCAUGCGGGAUGCCCUCAACGGCCAGGACCACCUCUACACUGUCGUCGAGCGGUCGGCCAAGGGCAGCACGGCCCACGUGGUUGGCAGCAUCAACAACUACCUGUUCGCGCCUGACGAUCGCGAGGCCGUUGUGGCCAAAAUGGCUCAUCCCGACACCCACAUCGUCUCGCUGACGAUCACCGAGAGCGGCUACUACUAUGACGAACACACGCACGAGCUGCAGAGCGACCAUCCCGACAUCCAGCUCGACCUCGAUCCCGCCAACGAGAAGACGCCCCAGACGACAUACGGCUUCCUCUAUGCCGCUCUCGCUCGCCGUCACGAGCAAGGCCUCAAGCCCUUUACCGUGCUCUCGUGCGACAACAUGCACCGCAACGGCAGCAUCACCCAGUCCAUGCUCGAGACGUUUGCCCGCCUGCGCAACCCUGCCAUAGCCGACUGGAUCGCCGAGCACGGCGCCUUCCCCAACUCCAUGGUCGACCGCAUCACCCCCCAGACGACUGCGGCUGACAAGGCCGCUCUUUCUGACGGCUUCGGUCUCGAGGAUGCCUGGCCCGUCGUUACCGAGCCGUUCAUGCAGUGGGUCAUCGAGGAUGACUUCGCCGACGGCCGCCCGCCCUUUGAAAAGGUCGGUAUCCAGGUGGUCAAGGACGUCUCCGAUGUGGAGCAGUUUGAGAAGCAUAAGCUCCGCCUGCUCAACGGCAGCCACUCGGCCCUCGGCUACCCCGGCCAGCUCGCUGGCUUCAAGUACGUGCACGAGGUGAUGGGCAACCCCCUUUUUGGCGCGUUUGUCUGGCAGAUGAUGCAGGAGGAGGUCAAACCGCUGCUUCCGGCCAUUCCUGGUGUCGACAUUGAUGCCUACUGCCACACCCUUAUUGAGCGCUUUUCCAACCCCACCAUCAUGGACCAGCUGCCCCGCAUCUGCCUCAACGGCUCCGGAAAGAUCCCAAAGUUCAUCAUGCCCUCCAUUGCCGAGGCUAUCUGGCAUACCAAGCCGUUCCGCCGUCUCUGCUUCGUUGCCGCUGCCUGGUUCCACUACAUCCUCGGCGUCGACGACAACGGCCAGCCAUUUGAGGUCGAUGACGUCAUGCGUGAGGAGAUCCAGGAAAAGGCCCGCGCCGGAGGCACCAGCCCCGUCGAGCUGCUGAGCAUCAAGACACUCUUCGGCGACGACUUGCGCUCAGACGAACGCUUCCUCAAGGAGAUGACCACAGCCAUGGAGGACAUUGCCCGAGACGGCAUCAUGAAGACCAUUCCCAAAUACAUUAACUGA
Grosmannia clavigera kw1407 is the source of this 1515-nucleotide messenger RNA. Its product is annotated as mannitol dehydrogenase. The transcript has a single exon. The coding region runs from base 1 to 1515 and encodes 504 amino acids. Gene Ontology annotation, molecular function: mannitol dehydrogenase activity. The record is from RefSeq and is a predicted model, not a curated record. NCBI's taxonomy places the organism in Eukaryota, Fungi, Ascomycota, Sordariomycetes, Ophiostomatales, Ophiostomataceae.